UUGCUGCUAAUCCGAAUGUAGGAAAGUCAUCUGGCUCAUUUUCGGUCUUCGCCUUCUGAAUCCUCUCGAGAACCUCUCAGUCAUGGAGUUUCUGCAGGUGAACCUCGUAUCUUGUUUCCUCUUGCUUUGUUUCCGCACGCUUUCCGUGUACUCCCGCCUCUUCUCUCCCGUCGACAACUAUCUAAUCGAUUGCGGUUCGGCGGCCGUGAGCACCAUAGACAACCGUCGAUUCGUCGGCGACCUCUCCGGCAACGACUCGCCCCUAUCGUUUUCUGGUCGCUCGAUUUCAAUAAGAAAUGAAAACCCUGUUCCGGGUUUGGCCCCAGUCUACCGCACGGUUAGGAUUUUCAGAAGCCCUUCGAAGUAUGCAUUCCCUAUCAGAGACAAAGGAACCCACAUGGUACGUCUUCACUUUAAUUCAUUUAAUUCUCCGGGAUUCGAUCUGGGUGAUGCUCAAUUUCACGUUUUGGUCGACGAGUUUAUCGUUUUGAGCAAUUUUAGCCGAGUUCGUUCUGAAAACCCUAGGAUUAUGGAGUAUCUAAUAAGGGUCGAUGCUGAAAAGCUUGUGAUAAUGUUUGUUCCAACUGAAAAAUCAAAAUUUGCAUUUGUGAAUGCUAUUGAGGUGAUCUCUGCUCCGAAAGACCUCGUACCUGAUACUGCACAAUAUGUGAGUUCGAAGAAUGUAGUGGAUUUUGAUGGUUUAAGCAACCAGGCACUGGAAGUUGUCUACAGGUUGAAUGUUGGGGGUCCUAAAGUCACUCCAUUUAAUGAUUCCUUGUGGAGGACAUGGAUGCCUGAUGGUAAGUUUUUCAAGCCCAAUUAUGCAUCUCAAAGAUUGUACUUUGGUGGUCGGAUCAAGUAUCAAAGAGGAGGUGCUAGCCGUGAAGUUGGACCUGACAAUAUGUAUAACAGUGCUCGGCUGAUCAAAAGCAAGAAUGCUUCUGUUCCUAUGGUCAAUAUGACAUGGCAAUUUCCAGUCAUUGGGGGUUAUAAAUAUCUUGUUCGGAUGCACUUCUGUGACAUUGCUAGUAUUUCGAUUGGGUUGCUGUACUUCAAUGUUUAUGUCAACGGGCAUUUAGCGUAUGCAGAUUUGGAUCUCUCUGGCAUUACAGGUUUACUGGCUUCCCCCUUUUAUGCUGAUUUUGUUGUUGAUGAAGACAGCUUAGGGGCUUUGAGUGUCAAUAUAGGACCCUCAAAUAAAAGCAUUCCAUAUGUGGUCGAUGGUAUCUUGAACGGAAUUGAGAUUUUUAGGUUGAAUAAUUCUCACAAUAGUCUUGAUGGAGAGGAUUGUGCUGGUUUCGUGCUGAAGAACUGGUCAAGGGGAAAUUCAGGGCUUUUCCUUACUUUGGUGGCUGCCAUAUGCAUUGUAUUAAGUAUAUCCUUAUUGAUUCGUAGGAGGAUAGUUGGGUCAGGGGAUUCCUUCCCAUGGUCAAGGUUGCCGGUGGACAUUUCAGAUCACCAUGUUAAGAUAAGCGGUCUUCAUUCAGAAAGCAAAUAAGAUGCGCGUAAAAUAUCUACAGAUCCUGGUGAAUAGGACUAGAAGGAGGAGGACGAGGAAAAGAGAGACGAGGCAGUGCUUUGUUGCGCCAUAAGCCAUUAAAGAAUGGUGGAAUUUGUAAGCCUGAAAAUGUAACACUGCUUUGAACCUUAAUUCUCUGCUAAAACGUACCCUAAUUAGGGAGGUAUCACCCUGUGUCUAAAUUGCUCUACUUGUGUAUAAUAUGUCAUGCUGUAAGGCUUAACUCUUUUGCCUCUGCUUUGUAUCCGUUGUCUGAAGCUGUAUGCAUGUAUCUUGGUUGUAACUUUUGAAAAUAGG
Neltuma alba is the source of this 1816-nucleotide messenger RNA. RefSeq names its product probable receptor-like protein kinase At5g24010. The transcript has a single exon. The record is from RefSeq and is a predicted model, not a curated record. Gene Ontology annotation, molecular function: transmembrane receptor protein tyrosine kinase activity. Bases 83 to 1498 code for a protein of 471 amino acids. Gene Ontology annotation, biological process: protein phosphorylation. Lineage: Eukaryota; Viridiplantae; Streptophyta; Magnoliopsida; Fabales; Fabaceae.